Molecule: messenger RNA, 2144 nt
Organism: Malaclemys terrapin pileata
Lineage: Eukaryota; Metazoa; Chordata; Testudines; Emydidae
Product: chemerin-like receptor 1
Exons: 2
Coding region: 48-1139 (363 amino acids)
Biological process (GO): positive regulation of cytosolic calcium ion concentration; complement receptor mediated signaling pathway; phospholipase C-activating G protein-coupled receptor signaling pathway
Cellular component (GO): plasma membrane
Molecular function (GO): complement receptor activity; N-formyl peptide receptor activity
Source: RefSeq, a predicted model, not a curated record
AGACCCGCUCUAGGGAUCCACAGAGAGACGUCCCUCUGAGACCUGGGAUGGAGGAGACCACAACCUUCCAGCUCCCCUGGGCCCACCCCACCUUUCCAUAUGUGAACAGCACCUUCAGGAAUCCCUACCAGCACGGAGAAGAGAAUGGAGCCCAGCGUGGAUGGAUAGGAGUUCUCUUUGCCAUCCUCUUUGGUCUGGGAUUCCUACUCGGAGUAACGGGCAAUGGCCUGGUUAUCUUCAUCACCAGCUUCCGGAUGACGAAGACGGUGGUCUCUAUCUGGUACCUCAACCUGGCCGUGGCCGACUUCAUCUUCACCUCCUUCCUCUCCAUUGAGGUGGCCUAUGCAGCGCUGAACUUCCACUGGCCCUUUGGCCAGACACUGUGUAAGAUCCACAGUGCAGUGUCCUUUCUCAACCUUUUCGCCAGCGUCUUCCUCCUCACCAUCAUCAGCAUCGACCGCUGCGUCUCUGUGGCCUGGCCGGUCUGGGCCCACAACCACCGCUCCCCCCGGCUGGCUUUCUGGGUGGCUGUGGCUGUUUGGCUUGCAGCUCUGGCUCUCAGUGCACCAUAUAUAAUUUUCCGGGACAUUAGGAGCUUCCCGCUUGAAGGGGACAACACCAUCUGCUACAACAACUACAUCCCAAUGGGAAACGUCACUAGCAAGGAGGUGGCCAUGUUGUGGAAGCAUCGACACCAGGCCAUGGUGCUCACCUGCUUUGUUGCUGGGUUCUUGGUGCCGUUGGCCGUCAUCCUGACCUGCUACGGAGUCAUGGUGGCCAAACUGAUGAGGAACCAUCUGGUGCACUCUGGCAGGCCCUACAAGAUUAUGGUGGCCGUGGUGACGGCCUUCUUCCUCUGCUGGUUCCCCUACCACCUCUCUAACCUAUUGGCCAUGUCAGCAAAAGGGGUGAAUCCAGCAAUACAGGUGCUCCUUGAUGUCGCGCUUCCCUUGGCCUACCUGAACAGCUGCCUCAACCCUGCCCUGUAUGCCUUCAUGAGCUGGAGCUGCAAGGACACGCUGUGGCGCUCUUUGGUCUUGGCCUUCCAGAUGGCCUUCAGUGAGGCUGAGACCCAGGUCAACCUCCCCAGAAAGAGCCAGGACAGCAGUAGAUCAGAGGUGGAAUUGCCCCCAUUAUGAUCAGUCUACUGACACCUCUCCCUUCCCCAAGCUGAGGAUAGAAGCCCAGGAGUCCUGGCUCCCAACCCCCACCUCCCUGCUCCAACCCACUAGACCCCACUCCCCUUCCCUGAGCCGGGGAUAGAACCCAGGAGUCCUGGGUCCCAUCCCCCACACUCUAACCUACUAGACCCCACUCCCCUGAGCCGGGGAUAGAACCCAGGAGUCCUGGGUCCCAUCCCCCCCUUCUAACCUAGUAACCCCACUGCCUUCCCCUGAGCAGGGGAUAGAAUCCAGGAGUCCUGGGUCCCAUCCCCCCCCCCCUCUAACCUACUAGCGCCCACUCCCCUUCCCUGAGCUAGGGAUAGAACCCAGGAGUCCCUGCUCUAUUCACCGGACCCCACUCCCCUCCCAGAGCUAUCACCUAGCUUGGAUGGAAUCCUGUGUGAGGCAAACAAUAAAGGCCUCAGUUUUAACGUCGAUUCUGGCUCUGUUUUUCCGAAAAGAGGAACCAGCAAGGAAAGAGAACCAGAACCUGCCACUUCCCCCAAUUUACAUUUGGCCACAGGAUUAAGGAGACUCGGCCCUCUGGGGUCAGGAGUUCAGUUCCCAGCCUAUAAGCCAGGACUUCAGACCCGGAGUUUCCGAUGCUGUAAAAAAAUCCUGCAUUUGUCUGUUUAGAUGAUAAAAUCUUUGGGACUGAUGCCCAGUGCCCCUGCUCUGACCCACUAGCCCCUCUCUUUCCCAGAUCUGGGAAAGAACCCCGGAGACCAAGGCUAGAAAGGGUCAUUGUGCUCAGACUGCAGUCUGACCUCCUGGAUAACACAGGCCAUAAAAUUUUCUUAAAAAUUAUGCCUAGUGUUUAUCUUUCAGAAAAACAUCCAAUCUUGAUCUAAAAUUUGCUAGUGAUGGAGAAUCCAUCGCAAUUCUUGGUAAAUUGCUCCAGUGGUUAAUUAUCCUCACCGUUAAGUGUUGCCUGCCACAAUCUAUCUAUUGAGUCCAGAGAAGGAGGAGCAGGGCCAAGUU